This is a messenger RNA of Dunckerocampus dactyliophorus (ringed pipefish), 3847 nucleotides long. RefSeq names its product copine-3-like. Gene Ontology annotation, molecular function: calcium-dependent phospholipid binding; receptor tyrosine kinase binding. NCBI's taxonomy places the organism in Eukaryota, Metazoa, Chordata, Actinopteri, Syngnathiformes, Syngnathidae. The transcript is spliced from 16 exons. Gene Ontology annotation, biological process: cellular response to calcium ion; ERBB2 signaling pathway. Bases 193 to 1803 code for a protein of 536 amino acids. Gene Ontology annotation, cellular component: plasma membrane. The record is from RefSeq and is a predicted model, not a curated record.
CAGGCGCGAGUGACGGGUCCCGCCCAUUAGCGUGGUUGUUCAGCUGUUCUUGCCAGAUAAACACCUACACAUUUCACGUACUUUAUACUAACGUUACCAUUACGGUCGAAAUAGAACAGAAGUGGAUGAUUACGGAACCACGUGCCAGUGAUGUUAUUGGUGUUGCGUUCCUAAGAUCAUCAACCAGCUGCAAUGGCCUGUGGUGGGGUCCCACAAACUGGGGGCUCCUACUGGCCCUCCAGGGUGGAGCUGACCAUCUCCUGUGAGAACCUCAUGGACAUGGAUGUCUUCUCAAAGUCCGACCCCCUGUGUGCCUUGUAUAUUAACACCUCUGGCUCACAGUGGCAUGAGUUGGGGCGCACAGAGAUGAUCCUGAACUGCUUGAGUCCGAAGUUUGCAAAGAAGUUCUUAAUUGACUAUCAUUUUGAGACAGUGCAGAGGUUGAAGUUCUGCGUGUACGACAUUGACAACGACACUUACGACUUGGAGGAUGACGAUUUUCUCGGGGAGCUUGAAUGCACCUUAGGCCAGAUUGUUUCUAACAAGCAGAUGACUCGCCCUUUAUUGUUGAAGGAUGGGAGGCUUGCAGGUCGUGGUACGAUCACAAUCUGUGCUGAGGAAAUAACAGACACCAGGGUGGCACAUUUUGAAGUGUGUGCACGCCGGCUUGACAAAAAGUUUUUGUGGUGGUCCGACCCUUUUCUGGAAUUCUACAAGCAGACAGAGACUGGUUGGCAGCUGGCUCAUAGGACGGAGGUGAUAAAGAAGAACCUCAACCCUACAUGGAGACCCUUCAGCAUCUCUCUGCGAUCUCUCUGUGGGGGAGAUGUUGAGAGAACUAUAAAGGUUGACUGUUACGAUCGUCACGUCAAUGGCUCCCACGCGCUCAUUGGAAGCUUUAAGAGCACCCUCGCUCAGAUGCAAACCGGAACACAUAUCUGCCCUGUUGAGUGUGAGUGCAUCAACCCAAACAAGGUGAAGAAAGACUAUAAAAACUCAGGCGUCAUUUACAUCAAGCGCUGUCAGGUGGAGAAAGAGUACACGUUCCUGGAUUACAUCAUGGGAGGAUGCCAACUUCACUUCACUAUUGCUAUUGACUUCACCGGCUCCAAUGGUGACCCAAGCUCCCCCAACUCCCUCCAUUACAUCAACCCUGAGGGCUACAAUGAAUACCUGUCAGCCAUCUGGGCCGUGGGGAACGUCAUCCAGGACUACGACAGUAACAAGAAGUUUCCCGUCUUUGGAUUUGGAGCCCAGGUGCCUCCCUCUUGGCAGGUUUCCCACGAGUUUGCCAUCAAUUUUAAUCCAUCAAAUCCAUUCUGUGAUGGCAUUGAAGGCGUGGUGCGUGCCUAUCAGCAGUGUCUGCCUCAACUCAAACUCUGGGGUCCAACCAACUUCUCCCCAAUCAUCAACCACGUAGCCUGCUUCGCCAGACAAGCUCUCUACCACAGCAAAGCUACUCAGUACUAUGUGCUGCUCAUCAUCACAGACGGCGUGAUCACAGACAUGGACCUGACACGCACUGCCAUUGUAGAGGCCUCUCGCCUGCCCAUGUCCAUCAUCAUCGUGGGCGUCGGCGGCGCAGACUUCAGCGCAAUGGAGUUUCUGGACAGCGAUGACAAACUCCUGCUGUCAGCCAGCGGCGAAGCAGCGGCACGAGACAUCGUCCAGUUUGUGCCUUUCAGACAUUUCCACGGAAACAGCGUGGCGCUGACGCACAGUGUCCUGGCAGAGCUUCCUGAUCAAGUGUCGUCCUUCUUCAACUCAUACAAGCUGAAACCUCCCAAUGUAUGUGUCCCUUAAGUGCCGUCCCUGGAAGGUGGGGGUGGGUGAUACUGUAUAUACAGUAUGUGUUAUUUGUCUGCAUCUUCCCAGAUGGCCUUGUGUCUGUUAGCAUGAAACAGCAUAUUUGUCAACCUAUUAUUGAGUUUGAUUGUUCUUAAACAAACCUGAAGAAAAGUCAUUGUUUAAUUUACUUUUGGAUUUAAAAAAAAGGGGGGGGAAAAAACAAUUAAUUUGCAGAUACAGUCAGCCCUUGUUUAUUGCGGGUAAUUGGUUCCAGACCCGACCAAUAAGUAAAUUUUCGUGAAGUAGGAUUCCUUAUCAAAUGGAAUAUUUUGGUAGUUUGAGCAUAGAAAACCUGUUUACAGCCUUCUAAAUAUGUAUUUUUAACAUUUUGAGAGACCUCGAGACAUGAAAUAACACCCCUAUAGUACCUUUACACUCGUAUUACCCAAUAUGGUAGACACAAAUAAGACAUUAUUUAGUCGCAUGUUUGCAUUGGGAGAAUUCCUUGUUGCUGUCACUUCCUGCGGUAGCUUUUCUCUUAUCAGUGUAACCUUACUGACACCUAGUGACCAGUGUAGAAUACUACAUAACAUGUAUUUAGUAGUAAAUUUAGUAAUAAAUUUAGUAAAUUUCCCCGCUGUGGGAUAAAUAAAGUACAUACAAUUUCAAUGCGUCAUCUGAAUGCCUUCUGUUUGUAUUUUAGUUAAGUUAGAUAUUUUUAUGCCUAAUUUAGGCAAAAAAACAUAAAAUUUGCUUAAAUAAUGCAUAUUUUUUAACUAAUAGGGUGUAGUCAACCACGAAACAGCAUGAUUUGCUAAUCAUUAUACACUGCUCAAAAAAAUUAAAGGAACACUUGGAAAACACAUCAGAUCUAAACUGGGGGAAAAAUGAUGUUGAAUAUGUUUCCUGAUAAUAAGUGGCUGAUGUAUUAGUAACAAAAUGAUGCCACAUCAUUUGAUAGAAAUGAAAAUGAUCAUCCUAUAGAGGGGGGAAAUCAAAGACACCCCAAAAAUGAAAGUGAAAAAAUGAUGCAGCAGACUGGUCCAUUUAGCUAAAAUGUCAUUGUAGCAACUCAAAAUGAUUCUCAGUAGUUUGUGUGGCCCCCACGUGCUUGUACGCAUGCCUGACAACGUCGGGGCAUGCUCCUAAUGAGACUACGGAUGGUGUCCUGGGGGAUCUCCUCCCAGAUCUGGACCAGGGCAUCACUGCGGUACCUGGACGCAUGGAGGAGAUUCCAGGAGACAGGUAGUUACUCCAGGAGAGCUGGACAGGGCCGUAGAAGGUCCUUCAACCCUCAGCAGGAUCGGUAUCUGCUCCUUUGUGUAAGGAGGAACAGGAUGAGCACUGCCAGAGCCCUACAAAAUGACCUCCAGCAGGCCACUGGUGUGAAUGUUUCUGACCAAACAAUCAGGAACAGGCUCCAUGAGGGUGGCCUGAGGGCCCGACGUCCUGUAGUGGGCCCUGUGCUCACUGCCCAGCACUGUAGAGCUCCAUUGGCAUUUGCCAUAGACCACUAGAAUUGGCAACUUCACCACCGGUGCCCUGUGCUCUUCACUGAUGAGAGCAAGUUCAACAUGAGCACAUGCGACAGACGUGAAAGGGUCUGGAGAUGCCGUGGAGAACGUUAUGCUGCCUGCAACAUCAUUCAGCAUGACCGGUUUGGUGGUGGGUCAGUGAUGGUCUGGGGAGGCAUAUCCCUGGAAGGACGCACAGACCUCUACAGGUUAGAUAAUGACACCCUGACUGCUAUUAGGUAUUGGGAUGAAAUCCUUGGACCCACUGUCAGAACCUACGCUGGUGCAGUGGGACCUGGGUUCCUCCUGGUCCACGACAAUGCCCGACCUCAUGUGGCUAGUGUAUGCAGGUAGUUCCUGGAGGAUGAAGGAAUUGAUACCAUUGACUGGCCCCCACGUUCACCUGACCUAAACCCAAUAGAACACCUCUGGGACAUUAUGUUUAGGUCCAUCCGGCGCCGCCAGGUUGCUCCUCAGACUGUCCAGGAGCUCACUGAUGCCCUGGUCCAGAUCUGGGAGGAGAUCCCCCAGGACACCAUCCGUAG